This is a messenger RNA of Thyridium curvatum, 741 nucleotides long. RefSeq lists its product as uncharacterized. The transcript has 2 exons. Lineage: Eukaryota; Fungi; Ascomycota; Sordariomycetes; Thyridiales; Thyridiaceae. The record is from RefSeq and is a predicted model, not a curated record. Gene Ontology annotation, molecular function: oxidoreductase activity. The coding region runs from base 1 to 741 and encodes 246 amino acids.
AUGGCCUUCAAUGGGAAGGUGAUUGCCGUCACUGGAGGCGCUCAGGGCAUUGGGCUGGCUACAUCAAAGCUAUUAGCCAGCAGGGGAGCCAGCUUGAGCAUCGCAGAUAGCAAUCCUGCGACUCUUGCUCAGGUAGAGGAAGACUUCAAGGCCAAAUCCUGGCCAGUAUAUACCAGCUCUGUCGACAUACGCGAUGCCGAGAAAGUUAAUGAGUGGAUCGAAGCAACUGUUGAAAGAUUCGGCCGACUUGAUGGUGCUGUGAACGCAGCUGGGACCGUCGGCAAGUACCAUGGUCAAAAGCCCAUUGCCGAACUUGAGGAUGAAGAUUGGCAUCUUGUCUUGGGCGUUAACGUCACCGGAAUGAUGCAUUGUCUCCGCGCCGAGCUUCGUCAUAUUCAGGAUGGAGGAAGCAUUGUCAACAUCGCUUCGAACCAAGGGUCCAGAGGCGCCCCAGGCUGCGCUCCUUAUGCCACAUCGAAGCAUGCUGUCAUCGGCCUUACCCGAUGCGCAGCGCAUGACUAUGGCUCUCGUCAAAUUCGGGUAAAUGUUGUGGCUCCUGGAGGAACUCACGGGCCUCUGAUGAAGAGUGUGGUUGGUGAUAAACCUCCUCCCCCAGUUUCAGUGCUUGGCAAGUACGCACAGCCUGAGGAGGUGGCGUCGAUGAUCACCUGGCUUCUAGGGCCUGAGAGCACGCAUACUUCAGGCGAAAUCUUCCGUGUUGAUGGCGGUGAGUUCGCUUAA